Macrosiphum euphorbiae (potato aphid) is the source of this 1029-nucleotide messenger RNA. The record is from the annotation of a GenBank genome assembly. Lineage: Eukaryota; Metazoa; Arthropoda; Insecta; Hemiptera; Aphididae.
AUGCAGAAUCCGUCUUCAAAUUUUUUUCAACAACAUUUACCGUUUAUGGUAGAAGGCGAACGGGUUGGCGUCAUAUUCUCAAAUUUAGAUGCGAUUCAAAAAUAUAGAGAAGAACUGCUAACUGUAACCUUUGCAGAAAUUGACGGCACAUUUAAAACGGUACCAAAAAGUUCACCACAGCUAACCAAAGGCUGUUUAUUAACAUUUCAAGUGGUUCUAAAAAAUGUAUCUUUUCCGAUGGUUUAUGCGCUGACUUCCCGAAUGACUCAAGCUACAUACGAGUCAUUCUUGAGGAUUGUUCGUGAGGUUUUGCCAUUGAAUUAUGCCCAGUUAACAAUCAUAUCUGAUUAUGAAAGGGGGUUAAUAAAUGCAGUAGAAUCAACCUUUCCUGAAAGCAGAUUUCAAGGUUGUUGGUUCCAUUACUGUCAAGCUAUUGUAAGGUAUUGUAGAAGAAGUCUAAAUAGUAUUUACCAUUUAUUCCAAUCGAAUCCUGAGGCAGCUACAAUAUUGCGCAUGAUCUUAGCUUUACCACAUUUACCUGCUCAAGUACAUCCCAAUUGUACAUUUACAAUACAUGAUGGAUUUUGGGUAAUUGUUGAAUUUGCCAAUCAAUAUCCGAAUAUUUAUCAACAGAUGGAAGUAUUUCUGAAUGGUUAUAUUCAAGAAUUUUGGCUUACACAAAUUGGCGCUGCCUCUAUAAGCGUCUAUGGUUCAGAUAUACGCACCAACAAUUACCUAGAGUCAUUUCAUGCUAUGUUACUCAAUCAAAUGGGAAAACAUCCAAAUAUUUGGGAUUUUUUGCAAAAAUUGUUGUUGAUUGAAAAUCAAUUUUACCUUGAGAUGGACCAAGUUCGAAGAAAUCUAACAGUAAGAAAUCAUACAUCUAGAGUACAACGGUCAGAUGCUACUCGGAGGGUUAGAGAGUAUAUUGAUACUCUCAAUGACGAUGGGAAUCUCUUAAUGUUUCUCCAAAGAGCCGGCCAUAUGAUGGAUGGGUAUCUGCAUGGACAAGUUGGCCCACAGCCAUGA